Mesorhabditis spiculigera is the source of this 408-nucleotide messenger RNA. The record is from the annotation of a GenBank genome assembly. Lineage: Eukaryota; Metazoa; Nematoda; Chromadorea; Rhabditida; Rhabditidae.
AUGUCCGCCUCGGAUUCUCGCGCACCAAAACAAGGCUACCCACGCUUCUUGGAGCCAAUCAUCCAAGAUACAGAUCAAAAUCCGGUGGUCUUGUACACCAAAGACAAGUGUGAAGAGUCCAAGAAGGCACGCGGCGUAUUGAAGAGCGAGAAGAUCAACUUUGUAGAAAAGAACGUCGACACUCUAACGAAAGAAGACGCUAAAAAAGGGAAAGACUACGCGCUGGGACUUCGGGUAAUUACGCAGAGCCGCGUUUACCCGCAACUAUUUGUCUGCGGUGACCUGGUCGGCGAUCUGGCCGAGCUCGAAAAAACGAAGACCUCGUUGAAGGAGAUGGUAUCGCAGUGCGCCGGCAUCCGGAAGAAGCGGAAAGAAGAGGCGGCGAAGAAGUCUGUGCUCGACCCGUUG